This is a messenger RNA of Mycotypha africana, 682 nucleotides long. RefSeq lists its product as uncharacterized. The record is from RefSeq and is a predicted model, not a curated record. The transcript has 2 exons. Lineage: Eukaryota; Fungi; Mucoromycota; Mucoromycetes; Mucorales; Mycotyphaceae. The coding region runs from base 192 to 671 and encodes 159 amino acids.
CUCUAUUAAACUUACAACUAAGAUAGCCUUGAAUAGAAUUCAUCUAUACUUAUGAUUGCGAACUGAUUUCGAUGGAUAAGUUAAUAAUUCGAGCCGUAUAUAAAUAGGGCUGCCAAAAAAAUUGUUCAGCUAGAGUCCAAUUUUUCCAAACCGUUUAGUUAUUCUACCAUUUCAUUAUACAUCACUUUCAAAUGAAGUUUACGAUUUUCUUUAUCGCCACUCUACUCACAUUCACUGUGACGUUGGUUAACGCAAAAUGCUCUUGUGAUCCCGCAGACACAGACUGUCUGGCUGACUGUGUCACUAAGGCAAACAAAUGUAUUACGGACUGUCAAUCAAAUUCGUGUUAUACUCGUUGUAUCAAAGACCAUUGGCCUGGCGGUGAUUCCAAAUCGCAAGAGGAUGUAAUUUCACCUUCAAAGCCAUCCAACGAGAGUGACAGCAACAACAAGGAUAACAAGCAAAAUACUUCAACCUCUUCCAUCUUGAUCGGUCCCGCCCCUACUGCUUCUGCCAGCCAGCCAGGACCCUCUAGCCCAUCUGGAACGCCGAGCCAUACUCCAACUUCAAGCAAUCUUCCUGCACCUAGUAAUAGCUCCGCUAACAAUUACCAUAUCUCGAAGGUCGUCGUCGGCUUUGCUGUUAUUAUUGCUGUAUAUUUUCUACAAUAGAGCUAAUGGUU